ACAUUAUAAGUCUCAUAGUGAGUGAAUUAUAAAGAUCUAUCGGCGAAGCUUUAAUAAACGUUUUGAUACGGUAGAGAUAAGGUUGCACGUGUAUACCUAUAGAAGAUUAAAGCGAAUUAAGCGAUAGCUACUGCUCGCAGUUAGAGUAUAACAUUUAUCGGAAGGCAAGGAUUCUGGUGUGCGCAUAGUUUUUUUGUGUGUAUAAUGCUGCUGCGAUUUUCGCUUUCAGGCAGAAUGCGAUAUUUAUUACUAUGGUGCUUUUUCUACGGUAUUUCUAUAGUAUUUUCUACCGAUGUAACGAGCCAUCCUCAUUGGUUGUUGCUGGAACACAGAAAAUGCGGUAAUUCCAACAGCGAUCGCAUUGUCGGUGGCAAAAAUGCCAGCCUUGGCGCGUAUCCUUGGAUCGCAAGAAUCGGAUAUAAUAAACUUGGUACCCAUGACGCAUUAAGCUACAGAUGCGGUGGGACCUUGAUCAAUCCACUGUACGUGGUCACCGCAGCUCACUGCGUGGUAAACCUGCCCGAAAAUUACAAAGUCGGUGGAAUCCGUCUGGGCGAGCACAACACUUUGACUGAUCCCGAUUGCGUACGCAAAUUUUGCGCGGAGCCGGUGCAAGAUUUCGUACCGAAAUUAAUAAUCGCUCACGAAGAUUAUAAUCAGCCGGUAUUUAAGAAUGAUAUAGCUCUAAUACGAUUAAACAAGCCGGCAAUUUACAACGAAUUCGUGAGACCGAUAUGUAUGAUAAGCGGUGAUCUUCUGAUGAAGAGCUUCAUCGGCGAAAUAGCGGAAGUCGCCGGUUGGGGGAUAUACGAUAUCAACGACCCAAAAGCCAGCACGAUCCUGCAGACGAUCAAGUUACCAGUCGUCGAAAUGGACAAGUGUGAGCAAUCUUUCAGGAGCUUUACGCAGGUAUCGGAACAGCAACAGAUGUGCGUGGGUGGCAUCUUGGGCGAGGACUCUUGCGGGGGUGAUAGCGGCGGACCUCUAAUGAAGGUACUGGAUGGACCUAGAUAUUACUUGAUCGGCAUUGUCUCCUUCGGUGCAAAGGCUUGCGGUGCCUCCAAGACACCUGCCAUCUACAGUAAAAUCGCUGCAUAUAUCACAUGGAUCCUACAACACAUUUCUGCCUGGAUGUCGACGUCAAUGUUGAUGUUUCUCAAGUUGCUGGCAUUGCUGAUCGUCAGUAUCAAUGCUCAAAGUUCGCAGACGGACUGCAGGGCUGAGGGCCAGGUGGGGGCGUGUAUAUCUGCGCGUGAUUGCCCGAUAGUCUCAACCAUCCUGCAACAAUCGCGCGAUCAAGCGAUCGCCUACCUGAGGCGCAAUCACUGCGGCUUCGACGGCAUGAAUCCGCUGGUGUGCUGCAUAGGCAACGCGAAUGUCAACACCCGUCCGGGCGGCGGCGUGACAAAUCCCGGAUCCAACUCGGGAUCGAAUCCGCAGCCGUCCGUAUCGCCACCCACCGAGAACACCCAAGUCGAUCCAUCCAGCAACCCUUUGCUGCCGAGCGACUGCGGCCGGGAUCUGUCGCAGAAGAUCGUGGGUGGCGAACGAACCGAGCUCGGCGAGUUCCCUUGGAUGGUGCUGUUGGAGUAUCAGAAACCUAACGGCAGGACGACAGCGUGCGGCGGUGUCCUGAUCAACAAGCGCUACGUCCUCACUGCCGCCCAUUGCAUCAAGGGCAAGGAUCUGCCGCCCACCUGGCGACUGAUCAGCGUCCGUUUGGGCGAAUACGACACCGACAGCGACUCGGACUGCGUGCCGGAUGGCCAGGACAGCGUGGUGUGUGCCGACGACCCCGUCACCGUAGGAGUGGAGGAGCAAAUCGCUCACGAGGAAUACCAGCCGCAGUCGCGAGACCAACGCUACGACAUCGCGCUGCUGCGUCUCAACCGAAACGUGGCGUCUACCACCUUCAUCAAGCCCAUCUGUCUGCCGUUCAACUCGUCGAUCACCGGCAAACUCACCGUAGCUGGUUGGGGCAAAACGGAAUCCCGUUCGGCGUCCAACGUCAAAUUGAAACUGGCGUUGCCACUGGCGGACAAGAAUGAGUGCAAUCAGAUCUACAGCAACGCCGGCGUCCGGCUGGGCUUCGGACAGAUGUGCGCGGGUGGUCAGAAGGGCAAGGACUCGUGUCGGGGCGACUCGGGAGGUCCCCUCAUGUCCGUGGAAAGGUCCGCUGAUGGCACCGGUAGGUGGGUUGCCAUGGGCGUCGUGUCUUUCGGACCGUCGCCCUGCGGCAUGCAAGGUUGGCCCGGUGUCUAUACUCGGGUGACAGACUUCGUCCCCUGGAUCGUUAGUAAACUGAGACCUCUGCAAGAAUUAAAUACUACAGAAAUAAUCAUGAAAUCCAUCGGAUUGUUCGUUCUUAUCGCUAUAACAAUCACCAAUGCACAGGAGCAUCAAUGCUCCGAUAGCCGUGCCACUUGCAUCAAUAUUCGUAAUUGUGCCAGUAUUAUAAAUAUUCUGAGGGAUAGUCCGAGACCACUUUCGGCACAAGUUUUGCAAAUGCUCAGAGAUACUCAAUGCGGCUUCCAGGGCAACGACCCGAUGGUUUGUUGUGUGAAUCAGCAACAAACUUUAAUACAAGUACAAACACAACCGACAACAUCAACCACAACAACGGUGAAACCCACAGAGGCACAGGAAACCGACGGCGUUAUUCCUCCGCCGGAUGUUACGAAUCAUCCAAACUUGCGUCUAUUGGAUCAUCAAAUAUGCGGACCUAUCACCACGCCAAGGGUGCUUGGUGGUAACAAGACCGGAGUCUUCGAGUAUCCAUGGAUGGCAUUAAUUGCGUAUGAUACUGGAAGAUCGACUCCGGAAUUCCGUUGCGGCGGCACAAUCAUUUCCAAUCGAUAUAUCCUCACCGCCGCUCAUUGCGUCACUCAACUUCCACCAGAUAUCAGAUCAUUAGCAGGCGUCAGGGUAGGAGAUCACGAUAUAAACAAGGAACGUGAUUGCGAUUACGACGAGAACGGACUUGAGAUCCAGUGCGCAGAGAGAUAUCAGGAUUUCGCUGUGGAAAGUUUCUAUUUUCAUCCCGAUUAUACGCGAACAAAAUUACAAAAUGAUAUCGCGAUUAUUAAACUGAACGACUCUAUAGACUUUAGGCCUCUGAGUGUCAAACCUAUUUGUUUGCCAUUCGGCUCUGCGGCAACAAUAAAUCAGAAAAAGAUGAUAGUGACCGGCUGGGGUGCGACGGAAUCGGGCCCGCGCAGUCAGGAUCUUCUCCAGGCGAAGCUGCCGUUGAUGACCAACGAGCAAUGCAAAAAUGCGUACAAGCGGUCGACGCAAAUCUGGUACAAGCAAUUGUGCGCCGGUGGUUUACGCAAUGUGGAUUCCUGCUUCGGUGACAGUGGCGGGCCUCUGCAAGCCCUCGGUAAAUACAAUGGCAACACAAUACGCACCAUUCAACAUGGCGUGGUCAGUUACGGAGUGAGGGAGUGCGGUACCGGGGGUAUCCCGGGAGUCUACACCAGGGUCGCUUAUUACAUGGACUGGAUCCUCGACACGAUGACGGACUCAGAUUGAUCGUGACAUUUGUUACGUUAAAAAUUCAUUCCAAUAAAAACUAUGGACAUUGAU
Messenger RNA from Camponotus floridanus (Florida carpenter ant), 3585 nucleotides. RefSeq lists its product as uncharacterized. Gene Ontology annotation, biological process: proteolysis. NCBI's taxonomy places the organism in Eukaryota, Metazoa, Arthropoda, Insecta, Hymenoptera, Formicidae. The transcript has 14 exons. Gene Ontology annotation, molecular function: serine-type endopeptidase activity. The record is from RefSeq and is a predicted model, not a curated record. The coding region runs from base 205 to 3531 and encodes 1108 amino acids.